UUAUUGUACAAGUGAGGAUCAGAAAAUGGAAAACGCGUAAUAGCAUUGAUUGAUGACUUUCCAUUUCUUACGUGGCUAACUAACAACUAGUAUUUCUUUAUUUGUUGGAUACUUUCAGUUUCACAUUCUUUGCCUUUGAAGUACCAAAACAAAGAAACUUCUUCUAUUUCAUUUCUCCACUGUUGAGAGAGAAAAGAAGAGAUAGAGAUUUGAAGAGUGAGAAAGAGAUGACAAUUGGGUUCAUGGAAGUGCUUUUGGUGAAAGCAAAGGGUCUUCAAGAGACUGAUAUCUUUGCUCGCAUGGAUCCAUAUGUUCUGUUACAAUACAAAAGGCAAGAGCACAAGAGCAGUGUUGUUCAUGAGGGGGGUAGCAGUCCUGUAUGGAAUGAGAAAUUCGUAUUCAGAGUGGAAUACCCUGGAUCAGGAGACCAAUACAAGCUCAAUCUUAAAAUCAUGGACAAGGAUGUUUUUUCUUCCGAUGAUUUUGUUGGUCAGGCCGUAAUCUAUGUAAAGGAUCUAUUGGCGGAAGGAGCAGAGAAUGGAUCAGCUGAGCUUCGUCCUCGCAAGUAUAGUGUGGUUCGAGCCGACAAUUCUUAUUGCGGUGAACUCGAAGUUGGUAUAACUUACACUCGAAAGGAAAAUGAAUAUACUGACGAUGACAUUGGAGGAUGGAGGGAUAGUGAAUAUUAGUUCAUUGUGCAGUGCAGCAGAUGUAGGAUUUGGAAUGGAAGGUUGAAGACAAGCAUUUUCAUUAACAUUUGAAUGUGCAUAGAAUUUGAAAUCUCUUCUAAUGGUGGUUAUGUGUUGUAAGCACUUGCAAUUAACUGAGAUCGUUGUUUAUGAGUUUCAUCUUACAAUUUGUAAUCACUCAAUGAGUUAAUCAUAUGAGCAUUAAUUGGAAUUUUGGUAUUUGACUAAAAGCCUGAAAUUAUCGUUUUCAGAUUAGAGUUUAUGUCAAUAUUCGUUUGGUACAAUAUGAUGGUGAAACUUUGGAAUCAUCUAUCUAUCUACUUUGAAAUCAUCUAUGUAGCGGUGAAAUAUUCUCUCAAUAAUGUAUAUUCUUGGACCAUUUUGAAA
This is a messenger RNA of Medicago truncatula (barrel medic), 1076 nucleotides long. RefSeq names its product 16 kDa phloem protein 1. The coding region runs from base 228 to 689 and encodes 153 amino acids. The record is from RefSeq and is a predicted model, not a curated record. NCBI's taxonomy places the organism in Eukaryota, Viridiplantae, Streptophyta, Magnoliopsida, Fabales, Fabaceae. The transcript has 6 exons.